AAAAUCUUUGCCAGCUUCUUCCUAAUAAUUCCCAAAAAUAAACACACAAACAAACCAUUUCUAAAUGCCAAAUUAUCCUAAUAAUAAGCCUCCUUUUAAUCUUUAUAUUCUCUCUCAUCAAACACUUUCUCUCUUUACUUAAAAAAACCCUAACCACUUUUUCUCUCUCCCUCUUAAAAAGAAGUUCCAACAUAGUGGAAGCCCAAAGUGAAGCAGUGUGGAUAUAUAGUAGUGAGGAAAAAAGAAGAAGAUAUAUAGUAGUGAAUGUUGUCAUUUGCACACAAAAAUCACAAAAAUGGAUACAUAUGAAGCAACAAAGACAGUUUUGUCAAGAAUCCAAAGUUUGGAUCCAGAAAAUGCUUCAAAAAUCAUGGGUUAUAUACUAAUUCAAGACCAAGGAGAUAAGGAGAUGAUAAGGCUAGCAUUUGGGCCAGAAACUGUGUUAAUCUCUCUCAUUAACCAAGUGAAAAAUCGUUUAGGACUUUCAUCGAACAGUUCAUCUGCACCUUCAACACCUUCAUCUCCUUCACCGUUUAUUCCCGUUCCAAACCCCAAUAAAUUCAACCCAUUUCCCCAUUCAUCACCAAGAAUCAUUAUACCAAACAAUGGGUUUCAAUCUUUGCCUUCAUCUCCUUGGUCUGGUGGCUCCCCAGUGUUUUCAAGAAGUCCAAGACCAGUGUCAUAUGCUUCUGUAGUGAAUGGUCCAAACUCAAAUACUGCUUCUGGCUCUUCAGAUUCUUCUUUAUCACUACCUUUUUUCGAGCCAAGUGAUGAAUAUUGCAAUAUUCAAGUUCAAGAUCAGUUGUCAUUUCUAAAUGAGUCGUUUCUUGAGGAAAGCAGUCAUCAAAGUGGUGUUUUUCUUGGUGGGUCCCAUGAUGAUAAUAAUGGUGGGUUUGGUGGUUGGAAGCCUUGCAUGUAUUAUGCAAGGGGAUUUUGCAAGAAUGGGAAUAGUUGUAAGUUUCUGCAUGAUGGAUUUGGGGAGGAAAAUACUCCGAGCAAUGUUGAUUAUUUUGAUGAGAUUUUGCGUGUGAAAGCUUUACAGCAACGGCAGAGAUUUAUGGCUUCCGGUCAUCAUCAUCAUCAUCCAUUUGGUUACAACAGAUCGGCUGCGGCCGCAUUGAUGACAAGUGGUGAGUUCUACAAAUAUGGUCGGUCCCUACCCGACAGAAAUGAAUUUUCAGCAAUGGCGCUAGGUGGGAUUUCGAAUUCUAGUUCGAGACAGAUUUACUUGACAUUUCCUGCCGAUAGCACAUUUAAGGAGGAGGAUGUGUCUAAUUACUUUAGUAUGUACGGCCCGGUGCAAGACGUUAGAAUUCCAUAUCAGCAGAAGCGAAUGUUUGGAUUUGUUACAUUUGUCUAUCCAGAAACCGUGAAGAUUAUCUUGGCCAAAGGGAACCCUCAUUUUGUGUGUGAUUCUCGCGUGCUUGUUAAACCAUACAAAGAAAAGGGAAAAUUCCCAGACAAGAAGCAAUUUCAGCAACAGCAGCAGCCUAUUGAUAGAGGAGAGCUCGAGUCCGGGGAGCUCUAUGAUAUUCCCUUUGGAGCAAGGAUGUUUCAUAAUUCGCACGCGAUGAUGUUGAGAAGAAAAAUAGAGCAUGAUGCUGAGUUGCAGCAAGCAAUUGAGCUUCAAGGCAGAAGGUUAAUGAAUUUGCAACUGAUGAAGAACCAACAUCACAAUAAUCACUUCCAACCCAGCCUCUCUCCGGGUGUUUUUUGUUCGUUUAAUGGCAUCAACCAAGAAGUCUUAGCAGAAAACAAAGGUUUCCAGGAACCCACCGAGCCCCCAUCUGAUGCAGCCGAUGAUAAGGUACCUCAGGAGCUGCUACAUACAAAUAAUGGAAAUGGAGGUUCCAAUAAGGAGCAGACCUCGAAUACCGAUGAUUCUUAUCCUCGAGAAAGCUUGGAGCACAUCCUUCCUGAUAACUUAUUUACUUCUCCCACGAAAUCGGUUGCAGAACAACAUGUCGCGUUUUCCAUUGAUUCAGCUGAAGCUGACGUUAGUUCCGCGAUGACAACGCCAGCAACAACACCAACAAUAACUACUAACAGCGUCCCUAUGCCUCCCGCCACUUCUGCUCUUCAACAUUACGUCUCUUAAAUGAUGUUGCUUCCAGAUGCCAAGGCAGUACUUAACAGUGUCCGUGUUUUUUCUCUUUGGUUUUAAGAGAGGAUACUUAAUCUGAGGUUGUUAUUACCAGGUUUUACUUCUGAGAAGCCCCUGAAACUUAGGUUUUAGAGUUCAGCAUGACUAUGGAGGAGUGAUUAACUUGAAUUGACAGGUUGGUAGCAUCAUAAAAUACAAGUAGUUGAAGCCCUCUAGCUGUAUAGCCAAACACAACAGAAGAAAAGAUCUGUAAGGAAGAUCUCCACAAGAUUACUGCCAUCAUCAAAUACCAUACUACUUACAACAAAUACAUAUAAUGCAUAGGUAAAGAACAGAUGAACUGAUUCAUGGGAGUGGGGUCUCUCUGUUUAUUCUGUGUACCCUCUUUUGUUGUUGUGUGCUGUGGACCAUACCAUAACAAAGGCUAGUAGAGUAGUAGUAGUAACCCUUAGAUAUUAUACUGUAGUAGUAGUUUUUUCUCUUCCCCCCUCUUAAUUAUAGCUUGCUGUCAUGUAAAAUUUAGUGUAGGAAAAUGAAUAUCUUUUAGAUUACCAUGUUUUUUGCCAAAUGAAUGUAUAGAUUUAGCUUGGUUAAAAGGUGUCUUGAACCUGUUGCAG
Nicotiana tabacum (common tobacco) is the source of this 2721-nucleotide messenger RNA. RefSeq names its product zinc finger CCCH domain-containing protein 46. Lineage: Eukaryota; Viridiplantae; Streptophyta; Magnoliopsida; Solanales; Solanaceae. The record is from RefSeq and is a predicted model, not a curated record. Gene Ontology annotation, molecular function: metal ion binding; RNA binding.